Ostertagia ostertagi is the source of this 1266-nucleotide messenger RNA. Lineage: Eukaryota; Metazoa; Nematoda; Chromadorea; Rhabditida; Trichostrongylidae. The record is from the annotation of a GenBank genome assembly.
AUGCCUAUCGACUAUUCCAAAUGGAAAGCGAUUGAAGUGUCAGACGAUGAGGAUGACACUCAUCCGAACAUCGAUACUCCCUCAUUGUUCAGAUGGCGUCAUCAGGCACGUCUGGAAAGAAUGGCAGAGAAAAAGCAGAAGAGGGAGGAGAUCGAGAAGAACAAGUCUGCAAGCAACAGCAAAGUAGAGGAGCUUGAAAAGAAACUAAAAUCUACGGAAAUAAGCGCAGAGGAGAAGGAGAAAAUCGAGAAAGAAAUUGCAGAAAUUAAAGAUCAGGAAGCGAAAUGGUUGGCAAAGGAAAAGGAAUUAGAAGAACAAGAGCGGCUCGAACCUUGGAAUGUGGACACCAUCGGACAUGAGGCGUUCAGUUAUUCGCGUAUUAACAAAGUUGGUGAAAAGAAACCUCCACCGAAGUUGUCUGAUGAGGAGGACUCGAAGAGAAUGGAAGCGAAAUGGUUGGCAAAGGAAAAGGAAUUAGAAGAACAAGAGCGGCUCGAACCUUGGAAUGUGGACACCAUCGGACAUGAGGCGUUCAGUUAUUCGCGUAUUAACAAAGUUGGUGAAAAGAAACCUCCACCGAAGUUGUCUGAUGAGGAGGACUCGAAGAGAAUGCCUCAUCCAAGAGUAUGGGAAACUAAGACCUUGGAGGAAUCUGAAGAAUUCAUUCUUGAGCACCCACAUCUUGCCAGCGAAUACACAGCUAACUACCUUACAAUUGAUGCACUCAAUUUGGCAAUCGAUAAUAAAGAUGACGAAAUGUGUAAUGUUGCUCGACAAUGUAUCGUAAUACAGUACUUAUUGGAGUUGGCGAAAAACAUGAACGCUAUUCCUACGAACUUGAAUAUUAUUAAAGCUUUCUUCAAAAAAUUCCGCUCUGCAGAUCCGCAAUAUCUCAAGCUGUACACGGAUGAGGUGGCUGCAUUUGAAGACCGGCUAAGGCGACGUGCUAAAGAAAAACGCGAUGCUGCUCUGGCCGAAUAUGAAGCUGAAGAAAAGGAAAAACGUAUCGCAGCCGCACCAGGAGGCCUGGACCCACAAGAAGUCUAUGAAUCGCUGCCUGCUGAAAUGCGCGCCGCAUUUGAUAGCCAAGAUGUCUCUAAGCUGCAAGAAGUUGCAUUAACAAUGGAUAGAGAGGUGUUUGCUUACCAUUUCCAACGCUGUAUCGAGUCUGGAUUGUGGGUUCCCAACGCAAACGCCGAGGAGGGCGAACAUGCCGAGGAGGCGCAGGAGGAAGCUGAUACGGCGGCGGCGGCGGAAAAGAGCUAA